GCGAAGAGCCGCGGAUCCAAGCAGUUGCAAGAAAGGUCGCGCAUGCACCCAAGCCGCAGCAGCGGGUCGGUCCCCGCCACGUCGCCAGCGCGGUCGGAGUCGUCGCCCAAGAAGAAAAAGGUGUUUACGGUCGCGCGGCCGUUCCCAUCGCCGCUUGACUUUGUCCCGACCCACGAUGCGUCUGCGGUCGACGAGCGCAAGGCCGCGCUCAAGGCCCAAGUCCGGCGCGAUUGCCAAGGCAAAGUCAAAUUGCACUCGGCGCUCGGGACGCAGGACGAUGUCGAACACUUUAGCGAGUACCUCACCGCGCCGAUCCAAGGCGGCGCCAAGGGCAUCCGGUCCGGGCUCAAGCGUAUAGGGAGCAACACGGGCUUGGGGCGAGGGCCCAGCGCCAAGAGCCUACUCGGGAACGAGACGUCGCGGUCGCGCGCGUCCACCGACACGAGCAACUACAACAACAACAACAACAACAACAAUGCGAGCUGGUCGUCGCUGCCAGCGACAACCCUCAUGUCCCCGACCGAGAGCUCGCCGGCAGCGACAGUCCAGCGAACGCAGCUCAUCGAGUACAAGAAGAAGCUGCGGCAAAUGCCCAUCCACGAACGCAUCGCGAUGGCGCGCGAGAAGAACGUGCUUUUGAUUUGGGAAAAGCGCAACCGCGAGUGGGAGCAAUUCAAAACCAAAAUUUCUCAAAAGCUCCACAAGGCCCAAGACGACCUCGUCAUGAGCAAGGCCGGCGAGUACCGCCAGCAAAUGGAGGAGUACGACCUUAUCAACAAGGCGACACCCCAAGUCGAGAAGCACGGCAACGACUACUGGACGGUGAGCUUGCGCGAUGAAGGCACGCGGUUCGUGCCGGUCGGGAACGUCUUUAGCGGUCUCUUCUGCCCUAUCAAGGAAGACAAGAAGCCAUACUCGGAGACCAUUCGCCGACCCUUUGACCACCAUCGCAACGAGCAAACCGCGAGGAAGGCCAACGACCCGCUCGCCCUCCGGAAGCGUCAGCUCCGAAAGAACAUCCAAGCCAUUCGCCCGCACGUGAUUGACAGUCACCAUUGUCAAGGGCUCAAGGUCGAGUCCCGUGACCUCUUGGAGUGGGCGUCGUCGUCGUCGCAGCACUACUACGAUGCGCUACUCAGUCUUGAGCGCAGCCAGCCGGCGUCCGUCGCGACGUUAUAUCAGGAGACACCGAACCUCUCGCGCGCCAACUCGCAGCUCGCACGCGUGCCAACCGGCCGCGCGCCGUUGACCCACCGUAUUGACGGCCCGUGCAUUCAAUUUCUGAGUCAUCUUGCGGGCGACCCGAUCCCAGACGAGGUAGCACUCGCGUUCCACACACCGAUUCGUGCAGUGCAGUCGCUGCCCGUGUACAUUGCCAACCCGAGCACGUACACGGUGCAGUUUCGCUGGGCGCAGUAUGGACCGUCGCACCGCGACUUUGCCCCGAAAGCCGCGGGUCUCUCGCCGCGUACCUUUGUGUCGCACGCCCAAGGGUUUCUCUUGCCGGGCGAGGUCCGGACCUUGCAUUUUGGCUUUGCAUCGGCCGUGCCCGGCGUCUUUCUCGAGCGAUGGAAGAUCAGCAUUGACCCGUCGCUGCCCGACAACAACACGGUCUUGUACGCUUCGGAGCAUGCCGUGCACCUCACCUGCGUCGCCAUCGAUAACCGCGCGCCGGUCCACACGCGCGCGCUAAUGGAGAUCGCCAUGAACCAGCGCGCCGUGCCCUACAUGGUGGAGACGCUACUCCGCGAGCUCCUUGGCCAAAUCGAGUAUCCGAAUAAGAUCCAAGUCGACUACGAUGCCGAGGCGACGCGCGCAGCGUUUGAGGCCACGAACGCCCGCUUCUGUGCCCACUACGACCCCGAGCUCUAUGGCCAAAUGCACCUGCUCUACGAGCGCGCGCAAAAUCUUGUGGUCGCCGAUGCCCAAGCCAAACUACUGACGCCGGCGAACGAUGCCACGUCGCCUCGAACAACGAUGGCGCCGCCGUUGGACCCGAUGGCGUGGGACGGAGCGUUCCCAAUGCUGCGGGCGAUGGCCAAGGCUGCCGAUGUCAUUUCGGAAGCAGCUGCGAUCGCGAUUGUGGCCGAAGAAGCUGCGCGCAAGGCGGCGUCCGGUGAAGACGACGACGACGACGACGAUGACGAGAACAAGCCUUCGACGCCCGUGUACAAGCCAGUGUUUCAAAUCACGUGCUGUGAGCUCGAGUUGCUCUCGCAGUUUCGACCGCACGACGGCGUCUUCUUGCAGGCGCAGCUGACCGACCACUUUGCGGGGCUUUGUAGUGAGAUCCCGGUCGUGAGCUCCAUUCUCCAGCAUGAUCAGUCAGGAGAUGCUUUUUAUGACGAAUUGUACUCUCAAGGGCGCGCGUUCCUGGCCCAAGCCGUCGAUGAGAGCGUCGCCGCCACAAUGGCCCAGGAAAUUGACCAAAUCGCAUCCGCGCUGCAGCGUGACAAGCUCUGGCUAACGUCGGUCGCGACGACAUAUCCGGCACCGAGCCCCUGUGACGACCGCACUGUCUUGUUGUACGUCGACUUGGACGUGGCGCACUGCUUUACGGUUCGCGCGCGGGAGCCCAGUGCGGGGGACGAGACCGAGGUCGGCACUGAGUGGGGCUGGAUCGACGGCAUCGACACUUUCAUCCCCAAGAAAAUUGAUGCCGUUGCCGCGUGGCUCACGACACUCUGCGCGCAGCACGAAGCCGCGUACGACGCGACAAGCAAUGUCACGGUGACGUUUGUGCUCGUGAGUCGCAUGAGCCACGCGCGGGCGACCAAAGAAAAAAAGGUCAAAAAAGCGAAACGCAAGCCGCCGCUCCCGCCGCCCGACGACCCGAUCCCGUCCAUGGCGCCCGUCGCGCAAAAGCUCCAGGAAACCAUCGGACGGCCCGUCGAGUACCUCUGCCAUGUCGAGAGUUUGCACGAGCGACUGCACAAACCUCCACUGUCCUUGUCGCCCACGCCCGCCAAUCCGUCUGUGACGCCAAGCGGUAGCCCUACCCCUGGCACCGAGCCAAUGACACCCCCCGAGGUGUCGAUGCCGCCGUCGCUCCAGCUCAACAUAAUUCUCAUGGAGCACAUGGAGGCGCUCUUCCAUCCGCCACCGCGGGUAGACCCGAUCGUUGUCGACGACGCCAAAGUGUUGAAGGACGACCCGAAAGCCAAAGCGCCGGCCAAAAAAGGCAAGGGCAAAGACGACGACGAGAAGAAACCGGCGCCGGUGGUUGCGUCGCCUAGUGUUCUCUCGGUGCGCGAGGCCCCGGUGUACGCGUCGGACGACGCCAAGAUGACCGCUGUGUACAAUGGCACGUACGCCGAUGUGGUCUCGGAAGGGUUUCGAUCGCUCAUUGAUGUGACCGCGCUCGACUCGUUUGGCGGCGACGACUGGAAGAGUAUCGUAGCGCUGCCCGCGACACCGUUUGUCGGUCCAGCGCUCGCGACUGAGAUGCGGCGUCUCGCACCGCUCUUGCAACCGUUCGGCUCCUUCCCCAACCGCGUGCGGCCCGACGGCAGUCGCCUCGUCGUUGUGCUCGGCGGCAAAUCGCUCGUCUCCAAGUUGUGGCUCUUGGAUUACCUGCUCGAGAUUGCCGACGCCAUCUACUUGACGGGCGGCGUUGCGGUGAGUGUCGUGCGAUUUCUCAAUGCGUCCAAGGCUGCCCAAAAGACACUGUCGCUGCCCAACGAGCCGGGCUUGACGCUGCGUGUGCUCGAUCGCGUGCGCAGCAAAGCCCGGCGCCUCCUCGUGCCGCUGCUGGUGCCUAUGGAUUUUCUCGUCGGGGACGGUCCCAUCGAGCCAGAGGCAGACAACGAAGAGGCACCCAGCGACGAUGCGCCAGGCCAUACCACGGCACGUGGUGAUGACGACGACGACGACGCCGACGACGCCGAUGAAGACGACGACGACGAGGAAGACGAGGAGGACGAAGACGACGUACCGAAAAAGAAGAAGAAGACGAAAGUUCCCGCGCCCGUGGUCGUUCCCGAAGUGGUCCUUGUCAACGAGCCGGACGAGGUUUGCGACCUUCGCCCGACAUUGCCGUUUGAAGGCACGACUUUGCACUUGCGACACCAAGAUUUGGACGAGGAAGACGCGACGGGGUGGCUGCCGCUCGAAAACAUCACGCCCGACAUGCUCGCCUCGGCGUAUCAAGCGGUGUUGGCCAACGACGGCACGCCGCUGCCGUUGCCCCCGACGUGGAUCCAGCGCGUCUACGAUGUGGGCCCCCGCUCGGUCGCGAGUUUACUCGGUCGGCUCCGUGCCCCCCACGACCCUGUCAUUGUCGCAGGUCUGCCAGGUAUCGUCGAGUGCCGCGACUUUCAGCAGAGUACGUCCGCGCUGCUGUCGGUCUUGCGGCCCAAGAAGGAGCGAGUCAUUGUUUCGGGCAGCACCACGGCGCAUUGGUUGCAGCAGCUCGACACGGACGAGACAGGUGCCAAGCUCAUAACGUCGGCGUCGGCGCGUAGCCGGAACGUCCUUUCCUACUACGUGGCCGGUCAGCGCCACCCGGCCCUGGCCGCGCUGCAACCCAAGGUCUAAGUCAAACUAGCUCCAGAACAGAGCGAGACGACAAUGUGUACACAAAAUUGCAUCCAAUGAAACAAGACUUAGUGCGGGUGGUUGCAGUUGCCGCACUUGGUUGAA
Saprolegnia diclina VS20 is the source of this 4641-nucleotide messenger RNA. RefSeq lists its product as hypothetical. Lineage: Eukaryota; Oomycota; Saprolegniomycetes; Saprolegniales; Saprolegniaceae. The transcript has 8 exons. Gene Ontology annotation, biological process: glycolytic process. Bases 43 to 4536 code for a protein of 1497 amino acids. The record is from RefSeq and is a predicted model, not a curated record. Gene Ontology annotation, molecular function: phosphoglycerate kinase activity.